AUGUCUAAAAGACUGAGAAAACUUUCAAAUCACCAUACCAAAGUGAUGCGUACAGAUGUAUCCCUUGCAACAAGUGAUCCAACUGUUAGCCCAUACUUCACAAGUUCAAAUGAUGCUGAUGGUGAUGAAAGCAGCUCUAGCACAACAGGAGAAGGCAGAGAUCAGAGCACUGCAGAUAGUGUGUGUAACUUGGAUCCUGAUGAAACUACAAGUAAAAACAACCAGCCUUCUCUCCAGCAGUCACAAGUAGCAGCCUCAUCUGUGUUGCCUGGGAGAAGGUUAACAUACAGUUUUUACAAUCAGGAAUGUGUGACCCUUGCUAAAGCAUUAUUAGGUCAAGUUAUGGUGAGACUGAUCGAUGGUGUUCGUGUAUCUGGAGUCAUCGUGGAGACAGAAAGUUACCUUGGAGGAGAAGACGUGGCAUCUCACAGUCAUAACAACAAGAGGACUCCCAGGAAUGAGCCCAUGUACAUGAAGCCGGGUACAUCCUAUGUUUACCCGAUAUAUGGGAUGUACUUCUGCUUUAAUGUAUCCUCUCAAGGGGAUGGAUCCUGCGUGCUGGUCCGGGCAUUGGAACCUUUAGAAGGAAUGGCAAUUAUGGCAGUUGGGAGGAACCAGAGGCGAAAGAACACAACUCCUCUAAAAACACAUCAGCUCUGUAAUGGCCCCUCUAAACUUUGCCAGGCACUAGACAUGACAAAGGAUUCCUGUAAUAAGUUGGAUCUCUCAACAUCUAAUGUUCUUUGGCUAGAGGCAGGCACAUCCAUUCCUGAGAGUCAGGUGGUUAUUGGAAAAAGGAUUGGCAUUGAAUCAGCUGGUGAAGAAUGGGCCAAUAAACCCCUUCGUUUCUACGUUGCAGAUAAUAAGUCUGUCAGCGUCUUUGAAAAGAAAAAAGCAAAGCAGUCAACAGCUUCAUAAAUUCAUUUGACAUGCUGUAGAAUAUUUGUCUUGUUAUUAUUUUGGUUGAUAAUGAAUUUUUAUUCUGAUA
Molecule: messenger RNA, 988 nt
Organism: Penaeus indicus
Lineage: Eukaryota; Metazoa; Arthropoda; Malacostraca; Decapoda; Penaeidae
Exons: 4
Coding region: 1-918 (305 amino acids)
Biological process (GO): base-excision repair
Molecular function (GO): alkylbase DNA N-glycosylase activity; DNA binding
Source: RefSeq, a predicted model, not a curated record